CAAAAGCAACAGAGCUAUUCAGUCACCUCCUGGAUUACAGCCUUUAUAGCCUUCCUCCAUUCAGUCACCUCCUGGAUUACAGCCUUUAUAGCCUUCCUCUGUUCAGUCACCUGGAUUACAGCCUUUAUAGCCUUCCUCUGUUCAGUCACCUGGAUUACAGCCUUCCACAGUUAAGUCACCUGGAUUACAGCCUUCCUCCAUUCAGUCACCUCCUGGAUUACAGCCUUUAUAGCCUUCCUCCGUUCAGUCACCUGGAUUACAGCCUUCCUCCAUUCAGUCACCUCCUGGAUUACAGCCUUUACAGCCUUCCUCCAUUCAGUCACCUCCUGGAUUACAGCCUUCCUCCGUUCAGUCACCUGGAUUACAGCCUUCCUCCAUUCAGUCACCUCCUGGAUUACAGCCUUUACAGCCUUCCUCCAUUCAGUCACCUCCUGGAUUACAGCCUUCCUCCGUUCAGUCACCUGGAUUACAGCCUUCCUCCAUUCAGUCACCUCCUGGAUUACAGCCUUUAUAGCCUUCCUCCAUUCAGUCACUUUAAGGUCUGACAGUGAGAACAACAUACUCCCAUGAGCAUCAACCCCACUACUAGAUGAAGAGAACUCCAUCGCUGCCAAUGUAGCGAACCGUAUGUCGGGCAGAGUGUUGUAAAGCAGUACCUCUGUGUUGUGAGCGAGGGUUAUUGACGUGAUGUCUAAGCAGCAUCAUCCUAUCAAGGACUCAGAGGGACUUCACCUCUCCCCUCGCCAUUCCCCCCUUCACUCCCCCGUGUCCCUCAGGCCCGCUCCUCUCUCCCCUGUCCACCACCCCCCCUUCCCCCUUCACUCCCCCGUGUCCCCCAGGCCCGCUCCUCUCUCCCCUGUCCACCAACCCCCUUUCCCCCUUCACUCCCCCGUGUCCCCCAGGCCCGCUCCUCUCUCCCCUGUCCACCACUCCCUCUUCUCCCAAACUCAGCUCCCCUUCCCCCAGCCCUUCUCCCCCCUCUCUCAGCCCCAGGACCUAGUAGAGACAGACUUCCCUUCUGAUGUGGACACAUGUCAGCUACUGUCUCCCGUCCCCCAGCCCUCCUUGCAAUAUGGCUACCAGGACUAUACCCAGGACCAGUCGUACCAGCAGACAACGACCCACCCUGACCCAGAAACGCUGCAGGACUACCACAACCAUGGCUCCCAAACUAACCUCAACCAUCAGCUGGACCGGGGAAAGAACCACCAGCUGGACCAGCAGACCUACACCAGCAACAGAAACCACCAGAGGCAGCUCAAGACCCAAAAGGACCAUCAGACUCCCAGCAGCUAUCAAGUUCCCCUACUGGACUCCCAGACCAUGUACAGCAACCAGAAGAACCAGCAGAACCAUCACAUGAAACAGCAGUCUCUGGACCUUCAGACUCAACUGGGCCUACAGAACUGCAACCACCAUCAGAGCCAGCAGAUGGAGGUGGACCAUCAUCAACAUCAGUCUGUCCAGAGCCAGCUACAGAACCAGGUGGACCAUCAUCAACAUCAGUCUUUCCAGAGCCAGCUACAGAACCAGGUGGACCAUCAUCAACAUCAGUCUUUCCAGAGCAAGCUACAGAACCAGGUGGACCAUCAUCAACAUCCGUCUUUCCAGAGCCAGCUACAGAACCAGGUGGACCAUCAUCAACAUCAGUCUUUCCAGAGCAAGCUACAGAACCAGGUGGACCAUCAUCAACGUCACUCUUUCCAGAGCCAGCUACAGAACCAGGUGGACCAUCACCAGCAUCAGUCUUUCCAGAGCCAGCAACAGAACCAGGUGGACCAUCAUCGACAUCAGUCUUUCCAGAGCCAGCUACAGAACCAGGUGGACCAUCACCAGCAUCAGUCUGUCCAGAGCCAGCUACAGAACCAGGUGGACCAUCAUCAACAUCAGUCUGUCCAGAGCCAGCUACAGAGCCAGCUGGAACAUCACCAGCGUCAGUCUGUCCAGAGCCAGCUACAGAGCCAGAAGCACCAGGUCAGACUCCACAUCCUAGCCCAGCUCCAGAGACAAGAACAAGGACAGGGAGGGGGCUACGGCCCCCCACAGCCCCCCUCACAGAACCACAGUCACACCCAGCAGCACACACACAUCUCCUACACUCAAACACAGACCCUCGCACAAAGCUCCUAUCUGUACACACAGGCACACGCAGACCAACAACCAAGCCCCUGCUUGUACACACAGCCAACACAGAGCCCUCUUAUCUCUGUGGAACCCACCUCACCCUGGUACCCUGGUCCCCAGUCUUACUCCAACCCUUACCCUUUCCCUCACUUCCACACUCAUCUCAACUCUAACUUUAAGUCUCACCCUCAAUCCAACCUCAACCCUAACCCCAACCCCAACCACAACCCUACCUACAGCCCCAACCCAAACCCCAACCCAAACCCCAACCCCAACCCCAACCACAACCCUACCUACAGCCCCAACCCUAACCCCAACCCUAACCCCAACCCCAACCACAACCCUACCUACAGCCCCAACCCUAACCCCAACCCCAACCCCAACCACAACCCUACCUACAGCCCCAACCCUACCUACAGCCCCAACCCUAACCCCAACCCUACCUACAGCCCCAACCCUAACCCCAACCCUAACCCCAACCCUAACCCUAACCCCAACCCUACCUACAGCCCCAACCCUAACCCCAACCCUAACCCCAACCCCAACCCUAACCCUAACCCUACCUACAGCCCCAACCCUAACCCUAACCCUACCUACAGCCCAAACCCUAACCCUAACCCUACCUAUAGCCCCAACCCUAACCCUACCUACAGCCCAAACCCUAACCCUACCUACAGCCCCAACCCUAACCCUAACCCCAACCCAAACCCUACCUACAGCCCAAACCCUAACCCCAACCCUAACCCUACCCACAGCCCAAACCCCAACCCUAACCUUACCUACAGCCCAAACCCCAACCCUAACCCUACCUACAGCCCAAAUCCUAACCCCACUUACAGCCCCAAUCCUAACCCUACCUACAGCUCCCACCCUAACCAUAGUUCCUACUCUUACCCUCACCUCAGCCCUCAAUCCAGCCCCAUACCCCAUCCUAACCAGCCCAGUCCAAGCCCAUCCUAUAUCCCCUACCCUAACCCUAGCCCUAGAUGCAGCCCUCUCUACCUCUCUCCCCCUCUCCUCCUGCGUGGGGGGUGGGAGUCAGAGAGUGGGGUAAGUCCAGCCGUCCAGCAGAUGACCACAGAGAGGAGAGGACCACACGUGAACCACCUGAAUCAAUUGAAUCACUUGAACCAUCUGAAUCAAUUGAACCAUCUGAAUCAAUUGAAUCACUUGAACCAUCUGAAUCAAUUGAACCAUCUGAACCAGCCUCUCUACUCGCCCCCAGCACAGCAGACACAGAUGACAGUGACAGAACAUUUGGGAAACUAUGAGACACCAAACUGCAGCAGGUUGCUGUGUUCUGUGUGUCAGAGGGUCUUUAAGAGUCUUCCUGCUCUGAACGGACACAUGCGCUCUCACGGAGGACUCCGAGGACAGACCGGCAGGUCACAAACAUACAGGACGAAGGAAGGGGUGAUUCCAGGGUCUCCUGUCCCCAUAGUGAUGCCCGUCUCUGUGCCCGUCAGACUCCCUGCCUCCCCCCUUCCAUGCCUGGAAGAGGAGUGCCAAGAGGGGGAGGAUGAGGGAAGGAGAGAAUGGAAAGAAAGGAAAAAAGACAAGAGGAGGUAUCCCCAUCGCCACUCUCCUCUUGUCCUGACCUGCCAGUCCACUAGGGGUGCUGUGGUGUUCCAGAGUGUUCUGCGUUCAAUUGUUCAACUGACCUACUACACCCCUCCUCCCAUGCUGAGGCCAGACAGGGAGGGAACUGGGCUAUACUGCUCUCUAACCGCGAGUGAUGGUGACAUGCUAAUGUCCGGGGAGCAGCCAAUAAAGAUCAAACCGAGGAUCAACGUGGGGAUUGGAUUUCAGGCUGAUGUCCCACCUCUUCAGGACCAAAGACACUCUCACUCAGACACCCACAAUGCACUGGUGUUGUGGACGCCCUGGGAUGCCCUGGAAAACUCAUCCACCCAGCACAGAGUGGAGUGUCUGUUGAUGAUGUCGUGUUCCAGUGUGUGUCCAGGGGGCGGGACUAACUCUGAAUACGCCCUGCACAGCCUAUCCGAGAGCAGAGGAGACUUCCUGGAAACUCUGGAGAAGAUGCUCCUUCAGCACUGGCCGAUGACAGACAACUCUCUCUCCUCCUACCACUACGCAGGGAGUGAUAAGUGGGGUCCAGUGGAGAAGAGGUUGGUGAAGAAAGCCUUCAUGAUGUACAAGAAGGACUUCCACCGCAUUCAGAAAACGGUGGGGACUAAGUCAGUGUCUCAGUGUGUAGAGUAUUACUACACCUGGAAGAGGAGGCUGCGUCUAAAUGUAAGGACCCCGGUCGGGCUGGCCAGCACACUGCCUGAGGUCUAUCCAUCUCAGCCCACCAUGAAUGGUAAAAUGGGGAUCCACACCAUUUCGACACAGAAUGCCUGCCAACCGAUCCACAGUGGUUCCUCCUGUCCCCUGCUCCAGGUUGGUUCUGGUUCUGGUUGCUGUAGCCCAGCCCUAGGAGAGGUAGAGAGGCCCAGCAAGGCUCACUUUUAUGGGCCGGUCUGUCUGAGGAUGUCCCCCUCUCUAUUCAGCUCCAGUCCCAGACCGAGCAACUCUCCCCCCAACGCCAAGCUCCACACACAGCCUACCCCUCCAUACCCCUGUAGGGCGUGUGCCAAGGUGUUCUCUAAAGUGAAGAGUCGUAAUGCUCACAUGAAGACACAUCGCCAUGAGGACCAUCAGGAGGAGGUGCACUGACCCUACACCCUAAACCCUACACCCUAAACCCUACACCGACCCUAAACCCUACACCGACACUGACCCUAACUCCUACACCCUAAACCCGACACUGACCCUACACCCUAAACCCUAAACCCUACACCGACACUGACACUGACCAUAACCCUACACCCUACACCAGCACUGACCCUAAACCAU
Messenger RNA from Salvelinus fontinalis (brook trout), 4983 nucleotides. RefSeq lists its product as uncharacterized. Lineage: Eukaryota; Metazoa; Chordata; Actinopteri; Salmoniformes; Salmonidae. The record is from RefSeq and is a predicted model, not a curated record. Gene Ontology annotation, cellular component: histone deacetylase complex; transcription regulator complex. Gene Ontology annotation, biological process: negative regulation of DNA-templated transcription; regulation of transcription by RNA polymerase II. Bases 688 to 4803 code for a protein of 1371 amino acids. Gene Ontology annotation, molecular function: transcription corepressor activity. The transcript has 12 exons.